AUGAAAAGACGUCGGUGCCAGCGUGCUAUCGCCGAGAUGACCGAGCAACUUAAAGCUGCGGAAGGCAAGACGUACGCCCUCUCGGUCCAUUUGGCCCAAUCGAAUCGUCCGCCCCACCUCGCAUGAUGUUUCUUCUUUGGUAACGACGGCGGUUAAUAGGACCGCACGUAAGAUCAUGGUUUUCGGCAAUAUUGUUUUUUUCCUCUGUUCGUUCCCGUUUUUUGUAGACGUAUCUGAGAAAAUGUUCCAGAAUGGUUUGUCUGAAAUAUCUGAAACAUGUCUUUUGUCUGUCGCGGUUGCUGCACUCGCACGACCCUCGGACACAAGUCACAUUGCUCGCGUGUUGUCGACGUAGAAUCACCGGCGCACGAGGGGUAUAGGGUCCGGUCUUGGCCAAGCAAAUAUUGUUCAGCACCAGCGACCGUAUCCUGAAUCGAAAAAUUUCGCGCGAAAUAUUCUUACGGAUACUGUAGGGGGGGUGUACUCAUAGUCUUGCAUGCCGAAGUCGUUAGACCAUUGACCUCGCACGCCGGGUUAUCACCGGACUAGGCUCUCACAUCACCGAGCGCGAAGCGCCGUGAGGUAUUCGGCGAGUUGCAUGAAGAGUGCGCUGCAUCCUGGAUACUGAAGGGGGGGCAUUGUUUUCGGAGGAUAGCCACCGGAGGUUGUUCUUGAUGGAAUAGUUUCGAUUGUUUGCGCAUGCGUGUUUGUCGUGCUCAGAGAUGUGGCGCUCACAGAGACUUGGCGCUUACAUGCUUUGGCAGGUGCUUUCAGAGCAUUGUUUUGUCGCAGCCCUGACGGCCGAAACGUACGAAAUACGAUCCACAAUCCGAAAUAGAGGGAUCGGCGGUGACUACUGUAGGAGGGGGGCGGAUAGGAGUAUUGCGCGACGAUCUCCUGGUUUGAUUUCGUGCUCAUGUUGCAAGUGCUUGGGGAUAGAUUGCACCGCAUCUGUAGGACACGACACGAUCUUGGUACGUUGUUUCUUCGUAUCCUUUCGAUCUGUCAAAUGUUUAGCGUGCCUCGUGCGAUGUUGGUCGUUUUUUUUCUUUGGUCUUUCGGACGUCUUUUUGGUGCCUUGUACAACGUUUUUGUCCUUGGACUCGGUUUCAAGCUUUGAAAGUCGAAAUUCUCACGGAACCGAGGUCUUGUCGGUUGUCAAAGAGGCCAUGUUGUUGAACCAAGUACCGUAUUUCGAUCGUCUCGACGUCUAGAGCGUCAUGAACGAUAUAUUUCCCGCUGUCAACGCGUGAUUUUUGCCUCGACUCUUUAGGACAGGCUGCCUUUGAUGCACCGUGCCGAUUCAGAGCGGACAAGUUUUUGACAGUAUGAUCCCAUCCUCCUGCAACGAUGCAAGAAGCAACAUGCAAAACAGUUUCCUGGGUCAGAGGAGGUCGGGAGGU
This is a messenger RNA of Ectocarpus sp. CCAP 1310/34, 1403 nucleotides long. The record is from the annotation of a GenBank genome assembly. NCBI's taxonomy places the organism in Eukaryota, Phaeophyceae, Ectocarpales, Ectocarpaceae.